Molecule: messenger RNA, 954 nt
Organism: Peronospora farinosa
Lineage: Eukaryota; Oomycota; Peronosporomycetes; Peronosporales; Peronosporaceae
Source: the annotation of a GenBank genome assembly
AUGGCAGCAAACCGCACGGCCGAUUUUGCACAACUGUGUCAACAUUAUGCGGCAUCAAAAGGUGGCAUUGCCUCUCAUAAACUUGUGCACACGCCACUCCAAGAAAACAUGCAGUUUAACGCCGCUGCCUCCGACAUUUCCAAGGAAGUUUAUCAAGCUUCCAAAAGAUUGCAGCAAUUAACACGACUGGUUCGACAGAAUAAUAUGUUUAAUGACCCGACCGAAGCAAUUAACGAGUUGGCAGCACUGGUGAAGAAGGACAUUACGGAUAUUAAUAUGCAGCUAGACAAUUUACAGGAAUAUAUGAAUAGCAAGCGACAAUCGGCACCUUCAAGACAAGCAGCAAAGCAUUCGGAUGCUAUUGUGUCGCUAAUGAAAUCCAAUCUUAUGGCUACGACUAGAGGUUUUAAGGAUAUUCUCGAGGUCAGGCAGGAAAAUAUGAAGCUCCAGCAAAGUCGGCGUGCUAGAUAUGGCAAGACGGCGUCGAGUGCAUUGGGAAAACCGCUGGCGUUUAAGGCGCCACAACCCUCGAGGAACAACACUAGCAGUCAACAGGAGGAAGUAAACGUGUCUAUCUCACUGCCACGUUUAGGAUGUGAUACGGACAAUGAGAACUUGGAGAUUCAACCUCUUAUUACUACCAUGACACAAGAACAAAUUGUGACAGAACAGCAAAAUUACACCGAGUCAAGAGCGGAAGCUGUGUCUCAAAUUGAAAGUCAUAUUGUCGAUAUUGGACAGCUCUUUGGAAGAUUAUCGACAAUGAUCAAUGAACAGGGAGAUCUCGUGCGAAGGAUCGAUGACAACGUUGAAGAUUCACUAGUGAACGUAAGCAGUGGCGAGCAGGAGCUGCUCAAGUAUUUUUCUAGUCUGUCGAACAAUCGACUGCUGGCACUCAAGAUCUCUGCUAUCUUAUUGAUCUUUCUCAUCUUUUUCAUGUUCUUCUUAGCAUAA